Molecule: messenger RNA, 2445 nt
Organism: Triticum aestivum (bread wheat)
Lineage: Eukaryota; Viridiplantae; Streptophyta; Magnoliopsida; Poales; Poaceae
Product: serine/arginine repetitive matrix protein 1
Exons: 8
Coding region: 1-1143 (380 amino acids)
Biological process (GO): translation
Cellular component (GO): ribosome
Molecular function (GO): structural constituent of ribosome
Source: RefSeq, a predicted model, not a curated record
AUGGGGGCCGCGCGCGACGAGGCCGGCCUAGCCGCCGCCUCCUUCUCCCGCGACCGCUCGCCUCCCUCCCUCCCUCGCUCUCGUGCAGCCGCCGCGGCGCUCCCGCAUCUCCUCCCCUUCCUCUCCCACCACCAUGUUCGCGGAGGCGCUGUAGAUCCCCGCCGACCAGGCCGCGCUGGCGCUCAGGGCGCUCGCCGCCGUGCUCCCCGGCGACGACGACGGGCGCCGCCACCAGUGCCUCCUUCUCCGCUGCUACCUGACCUCCUCCUCCUCCCCUCGUGCCAUUCCCCAACCCUAGACGCCGCUCCCCGCUGGCCAUCCUCCCCGUCCACGGCUGCCACGCGCGUUCCCGCACCAACCCACCACCUCGCCGCGGGGGCGCGUCCGCCGGGGCUGCCCUUCCACGCCGUCUCCGUCCGCCCCCGCCACUCAACGGCCACGUCGGCCUCGGCGUCAAGUGCGCCAAGGAGGCGGCCACGGCCAACCGCGGCGGCAUCAUCCUCGCCAAGCUCUCCAUCGUGCCCGUCAGGAGGGGCUACUGGGGGAACAAGAACGACCAGCCCCAUACCGUCCCAUCGUCAGUACGCGUGGAAUCAGCAGCAAAGUGGAGGAAUUUCAGGCGGAGGAAGGAUUUGGCCGGCAGCUCAGGUGCCCGCCCCCUGGGGGUCUGAAAUCGUGGCCGCCCGCGUCCCCCAGAAGGUGCUGCAGUUCGCCGGCAUUGAUGAUGUCUUCACUUCCUCUCGUGGAUCCACCAAGAAAUGGAAUCGCCACCUUCACAGCAGAACAUCACGCGCGAGUGGUCGAUGGACUGCCAAUGCUGCUCCAAAGGGGGCUGACCUUCACCUCCCCGUGUCCCUGAACAAGAUGGACCAACGAGUUGUGACCAUGUCCUCUGCGAGAAGUGCAUCAAGGUGGCCAUCAAAUUGUCGCUGCUACUACUGCUCGACCUGUGCUCUGAACGGGGCUGACACCGCGUGCUGCUUGCCAUUGGAGCAGGCCAUGGAGCUUCUGCUUGCCAUGCGUGCCUCCUUCCUUCGGCAGAAGCACCAGGUAGUAUUUACUAUGUUGAGUGAUCUUCCUUUUCCUCUUAAAAAUACAGUUUUGAAAAAAAAUCUAGACUGGUUCAGUGUUUUUCCUAAUUAGAAAUAACUCUAAUCAAUAACCGUUACAAAGCCUCCUAAUUAGAAAUAACUCUAAUCAAUAACCAUCACAAAGCCACCUAAUUAGAACUAACUCUAUUCAAUAACCGUUACAAAGCCUCUGUGUGUGUGACCUCUGCUCUUUCCAUUUUCUUGGCUUGCAAGUCGCCGCUGGAGCCGGACAAGGUCAUGAUGACUUGCCUUACCUGGUGAGGUACUGACUAGGAAGAGUACAAGCCGCCACCACCAUGUACCAGAUGGCGCCGUCAAGGACAUCAUACUGCUGAUGAUCUACAGCUUAACUACAGAAAGUUGAAAUGUGCCUAGCUCGAAUCCAUUUGUCACUCAAGCGUCUUCCUUUCUACUUCAUAUAUGGUUCUGUUGGUGCAUUACCAUUCUGGAGGGCUUUGACUUAAUCCGAACUUGUAUAAUUGUGGAAAAGUCUGCCUCAUUGGUUUUGUAAACUACCAUGAGGGCUCUUCAUCUCCAGUCGCUGGUCCACUGCUUCUCUGGUUUUAUAAAAAAGCUGCAGUAACAACUAAGCAUCCGAUAUAUAAUAACAUCAUGAAAGGGGCACGGAGCGGCGAUCCAAUAUACACCGGCGACGAAGGAAGUGGGGAUGGACAUUCGUGGAUUUGCCGUCCCUGAUUUGCUUUGUGGAGGUGUAAUCUUUCAUAAUGUGUUGUUAACAUAUCUCUGGAAUAAGUUCUUAUGUUCAGUACAUAUAGUUUGGCUGAUUAUCUUUUAGGGGCCUUCUUUGGAAAGGCUUCGACAGACUGUUUGAAUUACUGCCUUAUUAGGUUAAUGGAAUUUGAACAUGUGACUUUAUCUUAGUGUCAACCAUACAAAGGAAUUAGUGACCUGUUCUUAAUGAUAUAUAGAGGAGUAGGCAGUAAUGCAUGGUAAUAAUAAAAAAUGCAUCAUGUGUGUGUGCAGGACACAUGCCCAUGAUUCAUAAUGAUUUGUGGCAGUCUUAGAAGAAAAAUUCCCAUUGCUUUCAUCCCCUUUUGAGUGUCAAUUGCAAAGUUCAUCCGUUGGUGAAAGGAAACUGUACUCUUCUUUGUUUUAGUGCUCUGUCUCCCUACUUCUAUGACAGAAUGGUGUGGCUUUGUGUACAGUGAAUGUUCUCUACUCUUGCAUCCCAUGUAUUACUAUUGACAGGGUUUGUCUACACUUAUCUUUAAGGCUACAACCUGGAAUCUCAUAGGUGUGUGAAGAUGAUCUAGGACAUUGCUUUGUUAGGGGUUCACUUAUGUACAAGAAUGGCAUGUUCUUUCACGUGUAAUAUAUUGUGGUUUUUUCUACU